AUAGGUGAAAGUGGAGAUCCCAAAGCCUUUCUAGUAGAAGUUUCUUGGCCGGAAACAUAUCCACAAACAGCACCAGUCAUAUCGAUGGAUGCUUUUUUCAACAACACAAUAUCUUCAGCUAUUAAACAAAGUAUAUUGGAUAAGUUAAUGGUAGAAGUUGAAGCGAAUCUUGGAACUGCUAUGACAUACACACUUUUUGAAUAUGCCAAAGAUAAUAAAGAGCUGUUCAUGGAAAAUCAGCCUGUUAACACUGUGACUUCAGUAAGCAAUAGUAUUGCAAUUGGAACUCCUGAUGUGCCAGCAAGUAAGAAAAAAGAUAAAAAGGAGCAGUUAUCCAAAACCCAGAAACGAAAGCUAGCCGAUAAAACAGAUAACAAAGGGGAGCUUCCGCGAGGGUGGAACUGGGUGGACGUAAUUAAGCAUUUAAGCAAAACUGGUUCUAAAGAUGAUGAAUAAAGGACUUUGGUACAAGGAAACUCCACCUUUUAAUACAGUGCAAUUUUGGGUCACCAUCUUUCUCUCAAUAACUUUCAUAUUUGUUGAAGUAAACAUUUUAUAAAGCUCAAUUUCCUAACUUGCAAACCUAGUCACACAAGUUUAUCUAGAGACUAUGUAGUCUUCUUUGGAAAAAAAAAAAAAAACAAAAAAAAACUUGCCUUAAAUGAAGGUUAGAAUGUGACAAAGUAUAUAGAGAGCCAAUGUGAUGAAGUGAAUAGUGCUAUAAGCAGUGUUUAUUAAUUUAUAUUUUGCUCUGUAGUAAAAUCCUGUUAUAGUGAACCCAAUGAUACUGUAAACAUUUCCUGAUGUUCUUAUUCCAAUUGAAGAAAAAAACACUAUAACAGUGAUUGGUCACUUGACAGCAUAAUUCAUCAAAAUAAAUUAUUCCACGGAAACAAGACCUUUGUCAUUUGUUUAUCUAAUAUGAACGUAGAAGGAGAACAUAAAAAUUGUUACAUUGCAAUACAGACUAGAGCUUGUGGUCCCGUUUUCUCUAGUUACUGGCUGAAAUAGUAAAUACUAGCGAAAGCAAGGCCAAAUAUUCUAGUCUGCUCAAAAAUGAGAGGUUAUAGCAGGAGUAUGUCUUCUUUAUUCUCUGCAGUAUCCGUUAGUCUUUCUCCAGUGUGUAUCUUUACAGA
Messenger RNA from Tauraco erythrolophus (red-crested turaco), 1136 nucleotides. The record is from RefSeq and is a predicted model, not a curated record. Lineage: Eukaryota; Metazoa; Chordata; Aves; Musophagiformes; Musophagidae.